GUAAGUAUCAUCCUAGAUACACCUUCUUGGGUUGUUAGUCAUUCCUGCAUUUAAAUUAGCAAGAUCUAGAAGAUUUUUGACCCUUCAGUGAGUCCUAAUAGUGCAUGUAUUAUAAGAGAGAAAGUGAAUGCAAAUGUACUGCCUCAUGGUUCAGUGUUUUAUUCUUUUGGAUAGGUGAUUAGAUGAUUUCACUUUUAUCUUUUUUUUUUUUUACCUCUAAACAGUCUAUUUUAUAAAUGCUGUUAUUGUGACCACUUUUUGCACUGGAAAGUACUUUGUUUUGGGGGGAUUGUUUUGAUCCAUACACUUUUAAAAUUGGUAAAAGCACCUCUGGUUUUUAUGACAAACAGUCCAUAUUUUUAAAAGAAGCAUCCCUACUUUAAAUAUUUAGUUUAAAAAAUAUACAUUGUAGUAGCACAGAUAAUUCAAAGAAUCAAAACUGUAAUCACCUUAAUUAUUCAUAUACUGAGUAUCUGAUUGGAGGAUUAGCUAAGAUUUUCUCAUUCCAUAUGUCAUCCAUUUCUUAAUUGCUUUUUUAUAAUUUUUUAAUUGUAUUUUAUCUAUACAUAUGUGUAUUUACUUAUACGACAGGAAAAUAAUGGAAAGACUUAAGUUGAUAUUUAAAAUUAAAGUGCUCAGAAACAUUUAUUUGAACCUACCAUGUGCCAGGGGAAGCUUUCAAAGCUAAAUAAGAUAUCUUUAAACAAUAGAAUUUCAUUAUGUUUUAUGUUUUGGUCUUAUUUAUGUUGUUAUUAAACUGAUGGUGGCUUGUAGCUAAAAAUCAGUUUUUUAAAAGCUUUUCUAUACUUCUAAGAUAGUGCUACAAGUAUGGUUUAGUCCUCUGGCCUCUAGGAUGAUUGAUUCCUUUUGAUUUUUUCUCCUACCUUUAUAUGGCUAUUAGGAAAUAACCAGCAAUAAAUUAUGGAAUCAGUCAAUGGAGAUACAAAGCAAGCAUCUAAGUAAAAGACCUUUUCUGGGUAGCGUAAGAUCAAGUCUCCUUUCUGCUACUGUUUUUCAUAGUCGGCUUCCUGAGUAUAUUUGAAAAGUUUUUUAGAUGUUUAGUACUACUUUUUUAAAUGGCCAUCUAGGUGUAUUAAAUGAGCUUUGGUUUGGAUGGCUAGUUUUGGUUUUUAUUUUUUAACCUUAUUUUGCUUUAAUUGGCAGUUCAAAGUAGAAAUGACAUACUGAAAAAAUCAUUGAAAAACUAACAUUUGUCUUUCAAUGACUGAUUUCCUAACUAAUUUUUAAAUACUCGCAUUUCUCUGACAAAAUAUACUAGGGAAAUAUUUGGUAGUCCCAAGUGAUAUGGACUAUUUUUUAUACCUUAUUUAUUAAAGUAUUUUUAUGAAAAUUUUUCCAUAUAUACAUUUAAUUUAGUUUUUAACAUAUUAAUUGAAUAUUGAGGAAGCUAAAUUUUGCUGUAUUAAAUCUUAUAUUUGAGUAUUCAGCAAAUAUAAUUGCUCAGCUAAAUCUUUAUGUCAUUAUUUAUUCACCUGCUGAUUUGCCACCACUCUCUUAAGUAUAUUAAUAGACAAAGUAAUGGAGUGAUUUGGAGGAUACUUCUGGGGAUGUGAACAAUAUCACAUUUCUAAAUGGAAUUCUCCAAAGGUAGUAUCCUCCACUGAUGAUACAUGGGUGGUAGUAGUGGUGGUGGUUCAGUGGGAAUUGGAAGUUGCAGCUAUGAAGCAGUAUGUGAGCAGGUUUAUAACACACAUGCGCUAAUAGGGCUUGCGGAAGAGAACUUAAAACUUUCUAGACUUUGCUGGAAUCUCUUGAGGGAAAUUACAGCAGGUGAAACUACCCAAGAUAGGGGUUCUAAGGAGGAUACUACCUUCGGAGAACUUUAGUUAGAGGUAAGUGAUUUCUCAUUAUUUUCUGAAUUUAAAUCUAUAACCUAACUCUUCUUAGUCCACAAAUAUCAUCAUACAGCAUCUAAAAUUGGUUAUAUGUCACUGCUUGCCAUUUUGUAUUUUGUUAACUGUGUAUGUUUCAAAAAGAAUUUGACAUGCUUUAAAAAGAAUUGGAAUUAUGGAUUGCAAAAAUCUGGUUAAAAGAGGUACCAUAAAAUCACUCAUUGAGAUUAUAUAAAAUUGGCCUGAAUUUUAACUGGACUCUCUUAAAAUUAUUAUUCUACCUUUUUUAGUGGACUGGUAUUUUUGUCUUAUUUAAUAUAUUAGAUAUAGACGUAGGCUGGGCAUAGUGGCUCACACCUGUAAUCCCAGCACUUUAGAAAGCCGAGGCGGGCAGAUCACUUGAGGACAGGAGUUCGAGACCAGUCUGACAAACAUGAUGAAACCUCGUCUCUACUAAAAAUUAGCUGGGCAUUGUGGUGCAUGCCUGUAUUCCCAGCUACUCGGGAGGCAGAGGCAGGAGAAUUGCUUGAACCCAGGAGGCAGAGGCUGCAAUGAGCUGAGAUCGCACCACUGCACUCCAGCCUGGGCAACUGAGCAUGACUCUGUCUCAAAAAAAACAAAAAAAGAUAUAGAUGUAGACAUAUACACUAGCACGUGCAUGUGCACGCACAUGUACACACUGAUGGUUAUAUAUUCUGUUUAUUGUAUGUUUUGUUUAGUGUGCCACAAUAUUAUGGGUUUAAUUUCAGAUAAUUAAGAGUGAGGUCUUUUAAAAAUUGAAGGGUUUUUCUUUUUUUUCUCUCUCUCUUUUAAAAAAUUUAUUAAAUAUUUAUUUCUUUUUUUAGAGAUGGGGUCUCGCUGUGUUGACCAGGCUGGUCUCAAACUCCUGGCCUCUAGCAAUCCUCCUGUCUCAGCCUCUCAAAGUGCUGGGAUUUCAGGCAUGAGCUACCACGCCCAGCCAGGGUUUUUCUUUUUUAAACCUUCAUCUAAAAUGUCCAAUUUCUGGAGUUGUUUUAUCUUUAUGGUCAAAUAAAUUAACUUGCAAAUAAUAGGUAGGAUUAAAAUAGGACUGAAAGUAGCACUCAUCUAACUUAUUAUAAUAUCCACAAUCAAUUUUUAUGGGUUUUUUUUUAGUAUGAUAACAGGUUAUUUUUAUAAUGAGUGCUGGGAGACUUCUGCAGUUUAAAAAAUAAGCUCCCGUAAAGUAGGGAGGUCAAAAAAAGCCUUUUAUUAUAAUAAUUUCUUUUUUCAAUAGAUUUUUAGUUAUUGUAACUGAUAUUUGUUAGAUUUCUGAUCUUCAUUUUACUCAUCCAAGUACGGAAUCAAUAUUGAAAGGCUCUUCUGCCAUUCUGUAUAUCUCAGAUUGAGUUCUGUUCAAUACUAGUCUGUAAAAGGAUUUAGUAGAUAUUUUGGGGAAGGUGUCCUUGAUUAAAUAGAUUUGGGAAACUAUAACAAUAAUCCUCUUUGGAAAUAUCACAGUGCAUAUUAUAUUUUAAAUGCCCCAGUGAUUCCUGUAGUUGAGAAGUUUGUUUAAAUGUGUUUAACCUAGCAUUUUCUUUCUCUGUGGGACAUCUGUUAAUAUCUCAAGAGACAUUAGGAUUCUGAGGAACAUAAUAUGGGAAGCUCUACAUUAGAUUAAGGAAGAAGCAUUGCAUGCAUUUAUUCAGCCAGAGAUUCUGGAUGGCCCAAAUCAGUAUUUUUGUGAACGUUGUAAGAAGAAGUGUGAUGCACGGAAGGGCCUUCGGUUUUUGCAUUUUCCUUAUCUGCUGACCUUACAGCUGAAAAGAUUCGAUUUUGAUUAUACAACCAUGCAUAGGAUUAAACUGAAUGAUCGAAUGACAUUUCCCGAGGAACUAGAUAUGAGUACUUUUAUUGAUGUUGAAGAUGAGAAAUCUCCUCAGACUGAAAGUUGCACUGACAGUGGAGCAGAAAAUGAAGGUAGUUGUCACAGUGAUCAGAUGAGCAACGAUUUCUCCAAUGAUGAUGGUGUUGAUGAAGGAAUCUGUCUUGAAACCAAUAGUGGAACUGAAAAGAUCUCAAAAUCUGGACUUGAAAAGAAUUCCUUGAUCUAUGAACUUUUCUCUGUUAUGGUUCAUUCUGGGAGCGCUGCUGGUGGUCAUUAUUAUGCAUGUAUAAAGUCAUUCAGUGAUGAGCAGUGGUACAGCUUCAAUGAUCAACAUGUCAGCAGGAUAACACAAGAGGACAUUAAGAAAACACAUGGUGGAUCUUCAGGAAGCAGAGGAUAUUAUUCUAGUGCUUUCGCAAGUUCCACAAAUGCAUAUAUGCUGAUCUAUAGACUGAAGGAUCCAGCCAGAAAUGCAAAAUUUCUAGAAGUGGAUGAAUACCCAGAACAUAUUAAAAACUUGGUGCAGAAAGAGAGAGAGUUGGAAGAACAAGAAAAGAGACAACGAGAAAUUGAGCGCAAUACAUGCAAGAUAAAAUUAUUCUGUUUGCAUCCUACAAAACAAGUAAUGAUGGAAAAUAAAUUGGAGGUUCAUAAGGAUAAGACAUUAAAGGAAGCAGUAGAAAUGGCUUAUAAGAUGAUGGAUUUAGAAGAGGUAAUACCCCUGGAUUGCUGUCGCCUUGUUAAAUAUGAUGAGUUUCAUGAUUAUCUAGAACGGUCAUAUGAAGGAGAAGAAGAUACACCAAUGGGGCUUCUACUAGGUGGCGUCAAGUCAACAUAUAUGUUUGAUCUGCUGUUGGAGACGAGAAAGCCUGAUCAGGUUUUCCAAUCUUAUAAACCUGGAGAAGUGAUGGUGAAAGUUCAUGUUGUUGAUCUAAAGGCAGAAUCUGUAGCUGCUCCUAUAACUGUUCGUGCUUACUUAAAUCAGACAGUUACAGAAUUCAAACAACUGAUUUCAAAGGCCAUCCAUUUACCUGCUGAAACAAUGAGAAUAGUGCUGGAACGCUGCUACAAUGAUUUGCGUCUUCUCAGUGUCUCCAGUAAAACCCUGAAAGCUGAAGGAUUUUUUAGAAGUAACAAGGUGUUUGUUGAAAGCUCCGAGACUUUGGAUUACCAGAUGGCCUUUGCAGACUCUCAUUUAUGGAAACUCCUGGAUCGGCAUGCAAAUACAAUCAGAUUAUUUGUUUUGCUACCUGAACAAUCCCCAGUAUCUUAUUCCAAAAGGACAGCAUACCAGAAAGCUGGAGGCGAUUCUGGUAAUGUGGAUGAUGACUGUGAAAGAGUCAAAGGACCUGUAGGAAGCCUAAAGUCUGUGGAAGCUAUUCUAGAAGAAAGCACUGAAAAACUCAAAAGCUUGUCACUGCAGCAACAGCAGGAUGGAGAUAAUGGGGACAGCAGCAAAAGUACUGAGACAAGUGACUUUGAAAACAUCGAAUCACCUCUCAAUGAGAGGGACUCUUCAGCAUCAGUGGAUAAUAGAGAACUUGAACAGCAUAUUCAGACUUCUGAUCCAGAAAAUUUUCAGUCUGAAGAACGAUCAGACUCAGAUGUGAAUAAUGACAGGAGUACAAGUUCAGUGGACAGUGAUAUUCUUAGCUCCAGUCAUAGCAGUGAUACUUUGUGCAAUGCAGACAAUGCUCAGAUCCCUUUGGCUAAUGGACUUGACUCUCACAGUAUCACAAGUAGUAGAAGAACGAAAGCAAAUGAAGGGAAAAAAGAAACAUGGGAUACAGCAGAAGAAGACUCUGGAACUGAUAGUGAAUAUGAUGAGAGUGGCAAGAGUAGGGGAGAAAUGCAGUACAUGUAUUUCAAAGCUGAACCUUAUGCUGCAGAUGAAGGUUCUGGGGAAGGACAUAAAUGGUUGAUGGUGCAUGUUGAUAAAAGAAUUACUCUGGCAGCUUUCAAACAACAUUUAGAGCCCUUUGUUGGAGUUUUGUCCUCUCACUUCAAGGUCUUUCGAGUGUAUGCCAGCAAUCAAGAGUUUGAGAGCGUCCGGCUGAAUGAGACACUUUCAUCAUUUUCUGAUGACAAUAAGAUUACAAUUAGACUGGGGAGAGCACUUAAAAAAGGAGAAUACAGAGUUAAAGUAUACCAGCUUUUGGUCAAUGAACAAGAGCCAUGCAAGUUUCUGCUAGAUGCUGUGUUUGCUAAAGGAAUGACUGUACGGCAAUCAAAAGAGGAAUUAAUUCCUCAGCUCAGGGAGCAAUGUGGUUUAGAGCUCAGUAUUGACAGGUUUCGUCUAAGGAAAAAAACAUGGAAGAAUCCUGGCACUGUCUUUUUGGAUUAUCAUAUUUAUGAAGAAGAUAUUAAUAUUUCCAGCAACUGGGAGGUUUUCCUUGAAGUUCUUGAUGGGGUAGAGAAGAUGAAGUCCAUGUCACAGCUUGCAGUUUUGUCAAGACGGUGGAAGCCUUCAGAGAUGAAGUUGGAUCCCUUCCAGGAGGUUGUAUUGGAAAGCAGUAGUGUGGACGAAUUGCGAGAGAAGCUUAGUGAAAUCAGUGGGAUUCCUUUGGAUGAUAUUGAAUUUGCUAAGGGUAGAGGAACAUUUCCCUGUGAUAUUUCUGUCCUUGAUAUUCAUCAGGAUUUAGACUGGAAUCCUAAAGUUUCUACCCUGAAUGUCUGGCCUCUUUAUAUCUGUGAUGAUGGUGCGGUCAUAUUUUAUAGGGAUAAAACAGAAGAAUUAAUGGAAUUGACAGAUGAGCAAAGAAAUGAACUGAUGAAAAAAGAAAGCAGUCGACUCCAGAAGACUGGACAUCGUGUAACAUACUCACCUCGUAAAGAGAAAGCACUAAAAAUAUAUCUGGAUGGAGCACCAAAUAAAGAUCUGACUCAAGACUGACUCUGAUAGUGUAGCAUUUUCCCUGGGGGAGUUUUGGUUUUAAUUAGAUGGUUCACUACCACUGGGUAGUGCCAUUUUGGCCGGACAUGGUUGGGGUAACCCAGUGACACCAGCACUGAUUGGACUGCCCUACACCAAUCAGAAGCUCAGUGCCCAAUGGGCCACUGUUUUGACUCGGAAUCAUGUUGUGCACUAUAGUCAAAUGUACUGUAAAGUGAAAAGGGAUGUGCAAAAAAAUAAAAAAAAACAACAAAAAAAGCUAACCUUCUAUUAGAAAAGGGGACAGGGGAAUGAGUAAACUUCUUUUAUUGCGGACAAAUGUGCACAUAGCCGCUAGUAAAACUAGCCUCAAACAGGAUGCUCAUAGCUUAAUAAUAAAAGCUGUGCAAAGGCCAUGAAUGAAUGAAUUUUCUGUUUAUUUCACUGAUGCACACAUUACCUCAUUGACAAUUCAGAAGUAAAUCCAACGUGUGUUGACUCUUGGAAAGCAGCAAAAACAGGAGCUGAAGAAAAGAAAUUCUUGGAACCAGCCGUAACCCAGUAAGGAAUUGUGAAGUUGUGUUUUUAUUUUGUUUCAUUUUUUGCAGAGUAUUAAGAACAUUAUUCUGGAACAUCAGAACGUUUCCCUUAGACCGAUCCCAGCAGGUGGCAGCUCAGAUUGCUGCAGUGUUGUAAUUAUAACUGAUUGUACUUAAGUUAUGGAUGUAGAGAAUAUGUUUCAUUCAUUUAUUCAGCAUGUAAAUAAAAUUGAUCCUGUUGAGUUAUCAUAAUUGCAGUUCAACUAUCUGCCAUGAUUAUUCUUUUCACGUAUCAUUCAUUCUGUACAUUUGUGUACAUUGAGAAGUAUAGCAAUCUAUGUAAAUGUAAUCCUCAGUGAGGUUCCUCAGUGCUAGGUCCCAUAGGAUUGUCGUUGCCCUUGUUAAUGAGGUUUCUCUGUUCAGCGGCUUCAAUUUUUUUCUCUUUGUACAUCUAGUUUUGAAGAUUUACUUCAAGUUUGAAUCUUCUAGAAUGCUUGUAAGUCCAGUUUUAAUUUUUAGAGUCAAUUUGUAGUUACAUGUAGUUUAACUUUUGGGAAACGUCUUAACAUUGUUCUGAAUAAACUUGCUAAUGAGGUCAGGUCAUGGUACAGACUGAUGCAGUCAACAUGAUUUCAUUGCAGAGUUUAUUAGUAUCAGCAAGUUUUUGCUUUGCUAAAUAAAAGUACUCAAUGAACACAAUUCUACAUAAAUUUUGACAUACCAUCUAAUUUAUAAAAAUCAAUAAAAAAGGUUUUGGUAAAACUUUUUCAUGCCAGAUGCUGUUUACAACAAUGAACAUGCCAAUAAAACAUUUGUUCAUUCUGUUGUGUUAUUUUAGUCAUUAAACUUCUGUGGAUGAAGAAUCUGGGUUAAGAAUAGAUUUGUCAUCUUUAAAUAUGACAUUUUGUAAUGUGUAUUGGAUAUCUCAUUUCUAUGAUAAAGGUAUAUUUACAGUAAAGUUCUCAUAAGAGAAAUGAAAAGCUGUGUUAAUAUCUAACUUUGGGGAACCCUGUCAGUAUUUCAGAUCCGAUUUUUACCCUUUUUUUCUUAUAAGAAAGAUAAAAUUAGAAAAUACUGUUAGCAAAUGUGGCUCUGCCAUUUGAAUAUAAUCACCGAGAAUUCCAUGUCUUAAAAGUCUCCUGGAAUCCACAAUGAAAAAAAAAAUCUUUUCUAAGGUAUUUUUCUGGCUAAUUUUUAUUUGAAGAAAGCUAUAGCAUUUAGCGAAAUUUGACUGAAGUAAUGUUCUGAGUUUGCAUUAGUGGGAUUGGUGAUGUUCUCAGAAGAAAAUUGGAAACACUUGUGAUGAAUUGUCUUUCAGAUCACUUAGAUUUUCUGAUGUAAGAGGACAGCUGUUUGGUUCUGAUACAGGCCUGCUUACUUGGGAUGUAGGGUUAGUAAAUGGGGUUUCUGCUUUAAAGGACUGACUUGCUAUCACACAAAAGAGGCAGACUUGUAAACACAAUGGGCUUUGGAGUUUGGUCUGAUUGGGUUUGGUUUAGUAUUCCUAUGAGCGUAAAUGGUAAAAUUCUUCUGAUACCCACUCUUUAGACUGUGCCUUCUGCUCUGUUCUUUGUUUUAUGUUUAACUGCUGUUUCUAAUUGCAGGUGUAUUACAGAUACAAAUAAGAGUAAAGAAAAUAUAUUUCAUUAUAGAAAAGAAAAAAUUAAAAGCUUCUUGCUUUUCAGUGCCUGAUAGAGUGAAAACACAAAGUUGCACUUUAAUAAUUUCAAUAAAAGCUAAUCUGUGUCAGCCUCCCUCUGCUUCAGAGAGUCAGGUGAGCAUCCAUAACCUAACAGGCAGAGCCCUAGCGAUGUGGAUCAAGUUUCCUGAGCCCGGGGGCGGUGGAGCCUCAUGAUCUCUUAUCUUUUGAGGCUGAGGCAGGUCACAUGCAACAAAUUGUGACCCUGCUCCCCACAAGUCAUGCAAAGGUUUUGAAGAGCUUUUACCGUGGGGCAGAUGAACUUGUGUCAACCAUGCACACCCUGUGAGAACCAAGUACCUGUGUUUCUAAGGCGGGCACUCAAGGUGAGGGGUGCAUUCUGGCCAAAGAAACAAAAGCUGUGGUUUCAGGACCAUGCCGUGUGUAGCUGAUCUGUACGGGACGUGUAUGUAAGGAAGAGCAAUCAUGAUAGAUAAGAACAGUGUGUGAAGCAGCCUUCACACUAGAGUGUUUGGUCAUCUCUUAUAAUGUAAGGGAAGGUACUUUAAAAUUCUGGGAAGAUGCGAUGAACUCAUGUCCCAGUCAGAAAAUAAUCCAAUGAAAUAAGCAUUGGUUGCCAGGCCACAGUUAGGAAUUGUAUUGUGAUACAUCUAGAGGCCAAGAGAGCAGGAGAGAGCUACCAACUUACACUGUGGUUUAAGCUAAAUGACCGCACAGCAUCAUAGCAUUGCAGUGUUGUUACUAAAUCUGGAAGUGACCUGUGAAUGUAUGGAAUACAAUAAAGUCUUUUAUUCUGGUUCAUUUGCUAGUACUUCCUUUUUGAUUGGAUACUGUAGUUCUUCCUCUGGAUUUUAUUUUGUUCAGCGUCAAGGCCCUAAUUUUGCAAAUGUAGUCUAAACCACAUUACGUGGACUAGAGGAUACUCUGAAUUAGCAAGUUUUUUGUUUGCUGAAUAAAACUAUUCCAUCUUAACAAUUCUGUGUAAUUUUUGAAAAACAUCAACAUUUUGGUCACUAGUAGUCAAAAUCUUAUAAGGCCAUAUGUCCUGAAAGGCAAAACUCUGUGUAUGUGCGAUUUACCAGGGAGAUAGUAGGACAGUUUUUAUGAGGGUUUCAAAGGAGUUCAUGGCCCAAAUGAAGCUUGUGGCCACCUAGGUUUAGUGUACAUGAAAUUGGAAGAUGCUUCUUGAUUGUAGUUCCCAUGGGGAAGAGGGAGGCUGUGAUCAUUUGGUUAGAUACAGCAUUAAUUGUCACAACUUGACUUUCAGAAACAAGAAUACUGCACAAACUCAAGCAUGCAUUGGAGCAUGUGUUACUAUUUAGAAAAGAGUGCAGCCAUCAGUAGGUCAAGCUAGGAGGGCAAAAGAGAGUUGAGAGGAAUGCUCUGCCCCUUCCCCAUCACAGCACUGCCCCUUUCCACCUCCUCACCAGCUCACCUGUACAAGAGAAUUGAUCUCAACUGAGUGUCAGCUCACCAGGUCAGAAAUUGUUAUUGGACCCUAAAACCUUGCCUCACAGGUGGGCACCAAGCUCCCCUUCCCUCUGCUUUCCAUGUUUCCCACCUGCCCUCUCCCCACCUGUUUUCAGCCUCUUUUAUAAUGCUUAAGUAACCUGCUUGAAGAGUAUAAUUUAUGGAGAUAAAAAUACUCAAUGCUUACAUUUUUUUCAUAACUGUGCCAAUUGUUUUGUCAAAUGCAGUUACCCACUGGGCAGUGGGCUUAUCAAGUGCUCAGUGCAAUCCUGUGACUUUUAAGUCAUUUUGCAUUAUUAAGACAAUCUUAUCUUAAAGUUCAGUGGUUUCAUUCAAAGCUCCCCUGAACCUCCAUAGUGCCUCCAAGAUGUGCUGUCCCUGCCAACUCCUGCACCAGCUUGACUGGUGGUGGAAGAGGCCAGGAAGAGCGGGGGGAAGACAUGUGCUAACCACUUCUUAGCAAUGAGGCUGGUAAGGUUACUGUCCCCUUGUGCCUGGUCACUAGUAACUUUUUUGUAGACAUGAAGGUAGAUGCCCUGCAGGUCCUAUCAGCAAAGGACCCAACUCCUAACAGCAUUGGUGCUCCCUCAUGAAAUUUGACAGUGUCUUGCCAGCCUCCUGCUGGCAGACACUUCUCUGCAGUGAAUACCACUAUCCCAUGCUGCACUAGUCCCUACCAAGUCUUCAACCCUCAAUUUGAUCUUCCAUGAGUGUCUCAAAAAGUUCCCCUCAGAAGUUUCAGCCAAGGGAAUAAAAUCUAACCUCUCCUCCCUCAACGGAGUGUCAGGGAGGGGAAGAAUCUGUUUUCCAAACACCACAAUCUCCCAAAAGGGGAUUUCACCCUCCCUUGGUCAUCUUUAUACAGGGCAAUUGUGCUGCUGCUGCUGAGGUGGCCACUUUCAGCAAGCCCUGUGUGCAGGGGCCUAGCUGCAUUUAGAAACCAAGCAUAGCUAUCAAAAAGUAAUCUCCAAAUAGUUGAAUUGCAUUUCUUGAGUAUCUGGAGAGGAUGUGCAGACCACAGGAAUACCUAAUGCCUUUUUUCUCUUCCUGUCUUUGUCCCUCACACUACAGCAGGCCCCUCCCUUCCCUCUUCAACCUCAUCCUCCCUCCCCACAGGCCCAGAGAACCAGUUGGGCUUUGUUCUCCUGCAGGCUAUGGUUCAUCAUGCAAAUAGCUCCUGUGUCAGAAAUGCUUUUUGGCUUCAAAUAACAGAAAAGCUAACACCAGCUUUAUCAAUAAUAAUAUCGGUGGUUUACUUAAGGUGUCCAGAGAUGGUGGAGAACAGGAUUGGUUUCCUCCUCAAUGUCAAGGACUCAAAGACUCUUUCUGUGGUAGGGCCACAUCCUAAACCCUGUAUCCUGUGAUUAUUUACCUGACAGGGCAAAAGAGAUUUUGCAGAUGCAAUUAAGGUUAAGGACCUUGACGUGGGAAGAUUGUGAUUAUUUACCUGACAGGGCAAAAGAGAUUUUGCAGAUGCAAUUAAGGUUAAGGACCUUGACGUGGGAAGAUUAUUCUGGAUUAUCUAGGUGGGCGCAAUUUGAUCACAUGGGUCCCCAGAAGUGGAGAACCUUUCCCACCUGUAGAAAGCCAGAGAGCUGGCACCUGAGAAGGACAGAACUGUCAUUGCAGGAUUUGAAGAUGAAGGGGCCCAUGAGCCAAGGAAUGCCAGUGACCUAUAGAGGCUAAAAAACAGCAAGGAAAUGGACUCUCCCCAGAGCCUCCAGAGGAAUGCAGCCCUGUUGAUCACAUGAUCACCAGAUGGCUGCCCCAGAGCCAAAUGUCGCUUCCUGAGCACCAUACUCAAAGGCAGGGGAAGUGGAUGGAGGGCAGGAGCUCCAUUCUUGUUUGCCACUCUCCUUUUGUCAAUUGGGAAAAAAUUCCAGAAACUCUGGGAGCCCUCCCCUUACAUUUCCUGGGUCAUGGGGCCAGCCCUAGCUGCUGGAGGGACUGAGAACAGCUGUUGAGCAGUUUACCUGACGGCAUCUGCCAUGGCUUGGCAGGAACUCUGGCUUUGGGAGAGAGCAGCAGCAAGGUAUUCAAGCACCACCUCCACCCAGCCCCUCC
Molecule: messenger RNA, 12304 nt
Organism: Homo sapiens (human)
Lineage: Eukaryota; Metazoa; Chordata; Mammalia; Primates; Hominidae
Gene: USP47
Product: ubiquitin specific peptidase 47
Exons: 21
Coding region: 3662-6592 (976 amino acids)
Biological process (GO): protein deubiquitination; regulation of signal transduction
Cellular component (GO): cytoplasm
Molecular function (GO): cysteine-type deubiquitinase activity
Source: RefSeq, a predicted model, not a curated record